ACCCCGGCCGGGGCGCGCCCUGGGAGGCCGGGUGGGAGGGGCCGCCCCGGGCUCCCCCCGCCCCUCCUCGCGGGCCCCGCCGCUUCCGCUCGCCCACGGGCCGCCCGGGGAGCCUGGACGCGCCGCCUGGGCUCUACGUAGCCGGCGGCUCUGGGACUGCAUCCCACACCCUCUUCACAUGAGGCCAUGAGGCACCCACUGGACCAGGGCCAGGUCACCCUGCCCCCUCCCGCCCCCCAUCCAGAAGCUCCUGGCUGCUGCAGGUCCCAUAGAAUCCUGGACUGUGCCCAGCUGGUCCCCACUGCACAGAUGGGGAAACUAAGGCGGAGGGAAGAGGAGCGCCUGGCCCCUGGCCACACCGGAAGAGAUGAGAAGGGAGGCUCAGAGAGGUUGAGUUACUGUCCAAAAUCACACAGCCAGUCAGGGAAGAGCUGGGGUGCAACCCCUGGCCUGCUGGCCCCCCCACUGCUGCGACCCCUCCUCUCCCCCAGACCCCGCCCCCUCCGGAACCUCCUGCUCCUGCUGUGGACCCUCCUGAACUGUGGUUUGGGGGUCAACGCUCAGGGUCCGGGUGAGUGGACUCCAUGGGGUUCCUGGAGCCGCUGUUCUAGCUCUUGCGGGCGAGGGCUCUCCGUGCGCAGGCGGCAAUGCGUCCGGUUUCCCAGGGAAGAGCUGUGCUGGGGGGACACCCACGAGUACCGCCUAUGCCAGCUGCCCGAGUGUCCCCCAGGGGCCGUGCCCUUCCGAGACCUCCAAUGCGCCCUCUACAAUGGCCACCCUGUCCUGGGCACCCAGAAGACCUACCAAUGGGUGCCCUUCUAUGGUGCACCCAACCAGUGCGACCUCAACUGCCUGGCGGAGGGACACGACUUCUAUCACAGCUUCGGCCGCGUGCUGGACGGUACCCCCUGCAGGCCGGGCACCCAGGGACUCUGCGUGGCUGGCCGCUGCCUCAGCGCCGGCUGUGACGGUUUGCUGGGUUCGGAUGCCCGCGAAGACCGCUGCGGCCGCUGCGGCGGCGCCAACGACUCGUGCCUCUUCGUGCAGCGCGUGUUCCGGGAUGCCGGUGCCUUCGCUGGGUACUGGAACGUGACCCUGAUCCCCGAGGGCGCCAGGCACAUCCGCGCCGCCCACCGGAGCCGGAACCACCUGGCGCUGAUGGGGGGCGACGGGCGCUACGUGUUCAACGGGAACUGGGCGGUCAGCCCUCCCGGGACCUACGAGGCAGCGGGCACCCGCGUGGUCUACACCCGCGUCACAGGGUCAGAGGAGACGCUGCGCGCCGCCGGGCCCACCUCCGAAGACCUGCUCCUGCAGGUCCUCCUGCAGGAGCCCAACCCCGGCGUUGAGUUCGAGUUCUGGCUCCCCCGGGAGCGCUAUGGCCCCUUCCAGGCGGAGGCUCAGGCCCAGGGUUGGUCUCUGCGGCAGCCGCAGCCUCGGGAGGUAGAUCCUCAGUCCCCUGAGUCUCCCGCUGCCCCCACUGUUAUCCCCCCACGGACCCCAGGCCCCACCCCAGGUGAGCUGGGGACAGCCUGGGCGGGGGCGAGCAGGGAGGCAAGGCCUGUGCCCCUGACUGCACUGCCCCCGCAGACCCCUGCCCACCCUGCCCUGACACCCGCGGUCGUGCCCACCGGCUGCUCCACUAUUGCGGCAGCGACUUUGUGUUCCGGGCCCGCGUGCUGGGCCGCGUCCGGCAGGCCCAGGAGACCCGAUAUGAGGUGCGCGUGCAGCUCAUCUACAAGAACCGCUCGCCACUGCGGGCCCUCGAGUAUGUGUGGGCGCCGAGCCGCUGCCCCUGCCCACCGCUGGCCCUUCAUCGGGACUACCUGCUGGCAGCCCGGCGCCUCAUCAGCCCCGAUGGCACUCAGGACUGGCUGCUGCUCCCCCAUGCUGGCUACGCCCGGCCCUGGAGCCCCGCCGAGGACAGCCGCGUGCGCCUGGCCGCCAGACACUGCCCCCUCUGAGCCCCUGGACCAGACCUCGGCCACACACGGCUGACCAGGCUCAAAGUCAGCAUAUUUCCCCUCUUGCCAUAGCUUCCAGGAAGCUCAGAACUAUCUCCCACCUGCAGCUCAGUGACUCCCCGCCACACACACUCAGACACCCCUGCACUCAGUCAGAUCCACUGUCGGAAGCAGGCACGCACUGGUGAGGAUACACUAAAUGGACUCUUUAGCUCUGAUUUCCUCUCUCACCCUGGCUGCCAGGAAACUCAUAGCUAUUUUACUCUCAGAGACUCUGUGUCUGCUUUUAUUCCCCUUGUCUCACACUCAUUUGCUGGAACACACUGUCACACACAAGCAUGACCCCAACAAAGACAUGCCUAAGGAGACCUUGUAAUGUAUCCAUUUCCCCUCUUGCCCUGGCUACCAGGAAGCUCACCACUGUUUAACCCCCUGACACUCUGUCUCUCCCUUCUCAUUGCCACUUAACACAUGCACACUCACGUAUUCAGAGACACUGUUACAAACAGGCAUGACCCCCUAGAAAACAUGCCUACCCAGGCACUGUAACGUACCAAUUUCCCCUUUUGCCCUGGCUACCAGGAAGUUCAGAGAUAAUCUUGACAGCUUCCGCAAUUCGGGGGGAGGUGGGAGGGUUCCCUCCAGGCAACACUGCUGUUCACCCCUUUUUUAUUCCUAUUUAAUUUUUACAAGCACUUUUUUUUUUUAACAAGGGCACCCCAGUUUCACAUACUUGGCCGCAGACACUUCAGGAUGCCCUGUUAGUCAGAUCCACAGCCACGUUGUCACCACCUGAACACACGUGAUCACGUGCACCUCAUCCCCUCCUCCUCCUGGUCCAGCCCCCACCUCCCCCCAGCGUGUCUGACCCUGGGGCGACCGUGAGGACGGGGAAUAUAAGAGGAUGGGGGAAGGCGGGACUUUCUGAGGUUCCAAGCCCCCUCCUGAUGCCCCUUGGGGCCACAUAUUCCUCUCAGGCCGUUCAGGGGGGCCCCUCCCCACCCCCGAGCAGAGCAGGCAGGUUAGAGCCCCCACCCUCAGCGUGUGCCCUGUCCUCAUGUGUCCUGGAUGUAGUCUCCUCAUAGAUUCUAGAGCCAGGAGGGCAGGCCUAGAUCAUGUGUGGAUUGGAAGUGUCAGUGGGGUGUCACAUAGUCACGCAGAAAACCUCCCCUUCUGCCUCCCCAUCCUGAGUGGGGUGACUCACGCCGUCAUCUGGGACAACCUGCUCGUCUGUACCAUCUGUGGUUGUGUCUUCUUCUGGGGCGCGGGAUGGUGGGAGUGUGCAACGGGUGCUGGACAUGUGGGUCUCAAUGGACUCGGCCCCUGACCUUGGGGGUGACCUCAGGCCAAGUCCUGCCCCUCUCUGGGCCUCAGUUUCCCCAUCUGUGUAUACCCUUUCAGCCCCUCCCGGCCCUGACCUUGGGAACCUCACUCUUCCAGAUUCCUUCCCUAGCCCUUCUGUUCAUUCGUGCAUUCCUCCAAAGAGUAUUUAUUGAGCACCUACUGUAUGCCUGGGACCCAGCAGCGCCUGGGGCGGCCCCGGCCUAGCCCUGUCUUCUGUAACAAGUGCUAAAGCCGGAGGAUCUCCCGAACGCCCCCCCAUCCACGGGGCAGAGUGGGGCGCAGUUCUGGAGGGAGGCGUGGGGUCUGGGCGCCCCCUGGUGGCAGGACGGGGGGAGAAGGAAUUCAGCGUUUCGGGUGUUACCUGCAGUCCCCAAGGGCUUCAGGUCCCCGAUGGCCCCAGAUGGUCCCCUCUGCCUCACUGCACUGUGGGAGUGUGUUCAGUGUCUGGAAAUGGGAGCCUCCGGCCUCUUCCUCCCCGGAGCUCUGUGGGGCAACCCUGCCAUCUACUCCCCAACCAGCGGGACCGGUUUGCAGGGGUGAGGUUCCUGCCGGGGCAGAGGCCAAUGCAGGGCCCACUCUAGCAGACAGGAUGGCCUGUGGCCACAGGAGCCACGAUUUCCCGCAUGCCUUCCUCCGAGUGGCAACAUUGUUUCCGGUAAUGGUCACGUUACAAACAAUCAAUGGAACCAUUUAAAGAGAGAAGAAAGCAUUGCAAUUUUAAAGAUACUCAAAAUCAGCAACUCAGUUGAAGGUGGGACUAGCAUUUGCACUUACUUGCCCAGCAAAAAUUCCACGCUGUUUUGAUGCUUUACUUUUAAACACGAGUAAAAACUCUAGGUGCAACAACGGAAACGGAGAGACUCAAGAGCUGUAUCUUUGUGUCUUUACAAUCCCUGGCUCUCGGGUUUUAUUAUUUACUGUGUCCCUGUAGGAACACGCAGGGCCCAUUUGGUUUAGAGACUGGAUCGCUGCCCGAAGAGACCGCCGGUGAUUACAGACGGAACUGCCUCUCGAGGGAAGCACUCACAGCUGAGUCCUCAAGGGUCCAGAACUGGGAAUUCUCCAAAUGGACUUCCCACAGGAGGCGAUGUUUAUUAAAGGAUAAAGAAUGAA
This is a messenger RNA of Balaenoptera ricei (Rice's whale), 4421 nucleotides long. RefSeq names its product ADAMTS like 5 (gene ADAMTSL5). Gene Ontology annotation, molecular function: protein binding; metalloendopeptidase activity. The transcript has 13 exons. Bases 187 to 1998 code for a protein of 603 amino acids. Gene Ontology annotation, biological process: extracellular matrix organization. Gene Ontology annotation, cellular component: extracellular matrix. The record is from RefSeq and is a predicted model, not a curated record. NCBI's taxonomy places the organism in Eukaryota, Metazoa, Chordata, Mammalia, Artiodactyla, Balaenopteridae.